GGAGCCGUUCCGCCCCGCCUCGGCCAUGGCCGGCUCCGGCGCGUGGAAGCGCCUCAAAUCUCUGCUGCGGAAGGAUGAUGCGCCGCUGUUUUUAAAUGACACCAGCGCCUUUGACUUCUCGGAUGAGGUGGGGGAUGCGGGACUUUCUCGGUUUAACAAACUUCGAGUUAUGGUGGCCGAUGAUGGGUCCGAAACCCCGGAAAGGCCUAUUAAUGGGGCGCCCCCAGCCCUCCUGGCCGACGACGAUUCCUUAUUGGACCAGGACUUACCCUUGACCAACAGUCAGUUGAGUUUGAAGGUGGACCCCUGUGACAACUGCAGCAAACAGAGGGAGUUCCUGAAGCAGAGAAAGGUGAAAACCAGGUUGACCAUUGCCGCCCUUCUGUACUUGCUUUUCAUGAUUGGAGAACUUGUAGGUGGAUACAUUGCAAAUAGCCUAGCAAUCAUGACAGACGCACUUCAUAUGUUAACUGACCUCAGUGCCAUCAUACUCACCCUACUUGCUUUGUGGCUGUCUUCAAAAUCGCCAACCAAAAGGUUCACCUUUGGAUUUCAUCGCUUAGAGGUUUUAUCGGCUAUGGUUAGUGUGCUAUUGGUGUAUAUACUCAUGGGAUUCCUCUUGUAUGAAGCCGUACAGAGAACUAUCCAUAUGAACUAUGAAAUAAAUGGAGACAUAAUGCUCAUCACCGCAGCCGUUGGAGUUGCAGUUAAUGUAAUAAUGGGGUUUCUAUUGAACCAGUCUGGUCAUCAUCACUCCCAUUCCCACUCCCUGCCUUCAAAUUCUCCUACCACAGGUCCUGGGAGUGGACACAGCCGUGGGCAGGAUAGCCUGGCAGUGAGAGCCGCGUUUGUGCACGCCCUGGGGGAUCUGGUGCAAAGUGUUGGUGUGUUAAUAGCUGCCUACAUCAUACGAUUCAAGCCAGAAUACAAGAUCGCUGAUCCCAUCUGUACAUACGUAUUUUCAUUACUUGUGGCUUUUACAACAUUUCGCAUCAUAUGGGACACAGUAGUUAUAAUCCUGGAAGGUGUACCAAGCCAUUUGAAUGUAGACUAUAUCAAAGAAGCCUUGAUGAAAAUAGAAGAUGUAUAUUCAGUGGAAGAUUUAAAUAUCUGGUCUCUCACUUCAGGAAAAUCUACUGCUAUCGUUCACAUACAGCUAAUUCCUGGAAGUUCAUCUAAAUGGGAGGAAGUACAGUCCAGAGCAAAGCAUUUAUUAUUGAACACAUUUGGCAUGUAUAAAUGUACUAUUCAGCUUCAGAGUUACAGGCAAGAAGUGGACAGAACUUGUGCAAAUUGUCAGAGUUCCAGUCCCUAAUUUUAUCUGUGUUGGGGACUCCUGCCUUAUUUAUUCUGCAGUCACAGACUCGAGAGCAAUAAAUGCAAACCUAAAUGCGAAAGUGGGAUUCCUGACACCUGUGUUCACACCAAGCACCAGUUUCUCAAAACAGUCCAGCCGGACAGUGCUAGUCUGUUUAAUGAUAAAAUGAGACUUCACCGUGCUCUUCAGAUGAAAAUGUUUCCAAAACACUGUUUACAGAAUGAGAUGUGACUCUACAGAUACCUCACAGAAGACAAUCCAAGACCAUACUUCUUUAAUUUGACAGAGUCCAUGUCUUAAAGGAAGCAUCAAGAAUUCAGUAUUUGCAUUUACAAAUACUUUUAAAGGGACAUUUUCUAUUAAGCCAGUGCUGGAAAACUGUAUUUUUUAAAAUUACGUAAUCUUGACACCCAGCUUCUGGAAUUGCUGCUCUCUUUUUACCGAUAUUCCUUCUCAACAGAUUUCACAGAAUCCUAGUAAUUACCCAGAGAGUGGAAUAAGCAUGUAUUCCCCAGUGUUUCAGAAAUGUUUUUUUUUCUUUUCACAAAUAAGUCUUAAUGUUAUUGUGAUAGUUAUACUUUAUAAACAGCUUUUUCCAGAUGUUACAGGGUUUUAAAACUCAAAAAUUAAUGUUUUUGAUUAUUUGUAAUCAUAUCAGAACCAAAUCUUUACAUAUUGUGGUCUCUCUUGUUAAAUUACCAAAAUUAUUCUGAAUGGCAAAAGUUAGUCUUAAACUCAAAUUACUAUAUGAUAAUUUCAAACAAAAUAAAUGAGCAAGGAUGGGGUUGGGAGUUGGA
This is a messenger RNA of Tupaia belangeri chinensis (Chinese tree shrew), 2115 nucleotides long. RefSeq names its product solute carrier family 30 member 4 (gene SLC30A4). The transcript has 7 exons. The coding region runs from base 26 to 1315 and encodes 429 amino acids. NCBI's taxonomy places the organism in Eukaryota, Metazoa, Chordata, Mammalia, Scandentia, Tupaiidae. The record is from RefSeq and is a predicted model, not a curated record. Gene Ontology annotation, cellular component: plasma membrane. Gene Ontology annotation, biological process: response to zinc ion; zinc ion transmembrane transport. Gene Ontology annotation, molecular function: zinc ion transmembrane transporter activity.